AUGAGAUUAAUACAAUAAGGAUUCGAUUUUGGGAUUAAGACCCACGAAUAAAUUAUUUUAAAAUUUUCGCCACUAACAAGGAGGAUAGCGAUGAGGUGCAAAUAGAAGAUGGUAAUGUCAUAGGAUUAGUAACAAUAUAAUUUUCUGCCCGAUUGGUUUCAAAAAUUCGAAUAUAUUCACUGGGUAAUAAUUCACCGGAUCAUAUCUAAGAUGGGUACACUUCAAUCAUAAAAGUUUAAGCCUAUUCUUUAUGCCAUCAGAAAAAUGGAAAUAGAUGAUUUGAAUAAUAAAUUCAAAUAUAGACUCAUUAAUAAUUGA
Messenger RNA from Paramecium octaurelia, 318 nucleotides. Lineage: Eukaryota; Ciliophora; Oligohymenophorea; Peniculida; Parameciidae. The record is from the annotation of a GenBank genome assembly.